Messenger RNA from Rangifer tarandus platyrhynchus (Svalbard reindeer), 339 nucleotides. NCBI's taxonomy places the organism in Eukaryota, Metazoa, Chordata, Mammalia, Artiodactyla, Cervidae. The record is from the annotation of a GenBank genome assembly.
AUGUACACAAGAGAGGCUGGCAAGGGGCUAAGGGGUCUUCGGGAGCCUGGACUGAAAUUCGGGAAGGCGAAGGAGGUAGGGAUUGCCCUGAGAGCCACUGAGCGGGGCCAGUUUCCUCCGGCUCCCACCCGAACUCCUGGCGCGGGCUGGGUGGGAUCAAGGGCACCUGGAGCCUCCCCGCCCCUCCAGCUCCGCUUCCGACCUCAGCCCCGGGCCGAAGUAGGCGCCGGGGGCAAAAGGCGAGAGUGGAGGGAGGCGCAGGCCUGCGGGGCCUAUGGAGUAGUGAGGGCAGGUUUCGGGGAAGAGCUGAAGAGCGCCACACAUUUCCUCGGGCGAUAA